Molecule: messenger RNA, 1931 nt
Organism: Chlorocebus sabaeus (green monkey)
Lineage: Eukaryota; Metazoa; Chordata; Mammalia; Primates; Cercopithecidae
Source: RefSeq, a predicted model, not a curated record
UGCCGCAGCGGCUGACAGAGCGGCUGACGGAGCCGGGCUCGUCAGGUCGCUGCUGCGAGGGGGUUGCUGUGCUGGGGCCUGGGGGGCGGCUGGAGGCCUGAGUGGGGCUCGCGGCGGGGGUCGGCAGGGGGCCGGGUGGCGGAAUGAUGGAGGAGGAGGAACUGGAGUUCGUGGAGGAGCUGGAAGCCGUGCUGCAGCUCACGCCCGAGGUGCAGCUGGCCAUCGAGCAGGUGUUUCCAAGCCAGGACCCUCUAGAUCGAGCAGAUUUCAAUGCUGUCGAGUAUAUCAAUACCCUGUUCCCAACAGAGCAAUCUCUGGCGAACAUUGACGAAGUCGUGAACAAAAUUAGGCUGAAAAUAAGGAGACUGGAUGACAAUAUUCGAACUGUUGUAAGAGGCCAGACGAACGUGGGGCAGGAUGGACGGCAAGCACUUGAAGAGGCUCAGAAAGCUAUCCAGCAGCUCUUUGGCAAAAUCAAAGACAUCAAAGACAAAGCUGAAAAAUCAGAGCAAAUGGUGAAAGAAAUCACCCGUGAUAUUAAGCAAUUAGAUCACGCCAAACGCCACCUGACCACCUCAAUCACCACGCUGAACCACCUGCACAUGCUGGCAGGAGGUGUCGACUCCCUCGAAGCCAUGACCAGGCGAAGACAAUACGGAGAAGUUGCUAAUCUCCUUCAGGGUGUGAUGAAUGUACUGGAACACUUCCACAAGUAUAUGGGGAUUCCACAGAUCCGGCAGCUUUCUGAAAGAGUGAAGGCUGCGCAGACUGAGUUAGGACAGCAAAUCCUGGCUGAUUUUGAAGAAGCGUUUCCUUCCCAGGGCACCAAGAGACCUGGAGGACCCAGCAAUGUUCUACGAGAUGCAUGUCUGGUUGCUAAUAUUCUAGACCCCAGGAUCAAACAGGAAAUCAUCAAAAAGUUCAUUAAACAGCAUCUGUCAGAGUAUCUAGUACUUUUUCAAGAAAACCAAGAUGUUGCCUGGCUGGACAAAAUCGACAGACGCUACGCCUGGAUAAAACGCCAGCUUGUGGACUAUGAGGAGAAAUACGGCCGCAUGUUUCCACGUGAGUGGUGCAUGGCUGAGAGGAUUGCGGUGGAAUUUUGCCACGUGACAAGGACAGAACUUGCCAAGAUUAUGCGUACCAGAGCGAAGGAAAUUGAAGUGAAAUUGCUUCUUUUUGCUAUUCAAAGAACAACUAACUUUGAGGGGUUUCUCGCAAAACGCUUCUCUGGCUGCACCCUGACCGAUGGGAUCCUGAAAAAGCUUGAGUCUCCACCCCCAUCUACCAAUCCCUUCCUGGAAGAUGAGCCAACACCAGAGAUGGAGGAACUGGCAACGGAGAAAGGAGAUUUAGAUCAACCAAAGAAGCCUAAAGCCCCAGACAAUCCAUUUCAUGGCAUUGUUUCCAAGUGUUUUGAGCCUCAUCUCUACGUGUAUAUCGAAUCCCAAGACAAGAACCUUGGAGAGCUGAUAGAUCGGUUUGUGGCUGAUUUCAAAGCCCAGGGGCCGCCUAAGCCCAACACUGAUGAAGGGGGUGCCGUGCUCCCCAGCUGCGCCGACCUCUUCGUGUACUACAAGAAGUGCAUGGUGCAGUGCUCUCAGCUCAGUACGGGGGAGCCCAUGAUCGCCCUGACCACCAUUUUCCAGAAGUACCUCCGAGAAUACGCCUGGAAAAUCCUCUCUGGCAACCUGCCCAAAACCACAACCAGCAGUGGAGGGCUGACCAUCAGCAGCCUCCUUAAGGAAAAGGAGGGCUCAGAAGCAGCCAAGUUCACUCUGGAGGAGCUCUGCCUCAUCUGCAGCAUCCUGAGCACAGCAGAGUACUGCCUGGCCACCACCCAGCAGCUAGAAGAAAAACUCAAAGAAAAAGUGGAUCGUCAUCUCCAGCAGUAUUCAGCUGCUGGUUCAGGAUCUGGAUGCCGCCUGUGA